AUGCAGUGGCUGGCAAACGUGUGCAGCGGCCUGGCCGGCCUGUUUGCAGCCCAGCCACGAGCACCCGCACCCGGCACAAAUGAGCACCUGGAAUUGCGGGUGCAAGUGCGUCGAGAGUUCCUAGCGGAGCGAGCGAAACCGCCAGAACAGCGAGACGUGGAGCGCGCGCUCCAGCUGCGCAUCCAGGAGCUGCGGCUCGGCAUUGAGGACUGCGAGCAGGCGCGAGAGGAGCUGAGCGCGGCCCUGGAGCGGCGCCCAGCCAGGGUUGUGGCGCUGUCACGCCUGGAGCUCCCUGAGAGGGUGGUGCAGGAGAUGCGGCGUGUGCCGGCCAUGGACCUGUGUGCGGCCUGCCACAGAAAACUGGAAGCGGCUGAAGCCAGGGAGGAGCUACUGAUAAAGUGGGGGCAAGACCUCGCCGACGAUUACCGCAGGGUAGGCCUGCUGCGUGAGCAGCAGGCAGGCACAACAGCAGCCCCGGUGGUACCACAACAACAGCAGGAGCCACCCGUUGUAGGAGCAGUGGCGCCGGCGCCCAAACAGCAGCAGCAGCAGCAGGAGCAGCAGCAGGGGGCGCCGGCCUCAGACACGCCCACAGGCGUGCUGGACAUGCAGCAGCGCCUCCAGCUGCGCGGGUCGUCGUCGGAGGAGCACGAGGUGGAGGAGGCGGCUGGCGGCGAGCAGGCGGCGGCGGGCGGCGAGCAAGUGGCUGCGCUGCAGGCAGCACAGGCGCCGCUGCUGCACUCGCGGCGCCGGCGCCAGGACGCUGCUGGUGCGUUUUGA
Chlorella variabilis is the source of this 780-nucleotide messenger RNA. RefSeq lists its product as hypothetical. Bases 1 to 780 code for a protein of 259 amino acids. Lineage: Eukaryota; Viridiplantae; Chlorophyta; Trebouxiophyceae; Chlorellales; Chlorellaceae. The record is from RefSeq and is a predicted model, not a curated record. The transcript has 3 exons.